CAUGGGUAACCACGGUUGAUUUAGAACGUCAAUGCGACAGUUUUCCAAUCUUGAUAUGCACAUUUUUGCUACGGAUAGUCUGACAAUUUAGACUGAAGUAGAAAUGGAUAACCUCAACUCAUUGACAGGGGCUCAACGAGAUGAGUUGAUGGAUCAAGUAAAGCAGCAAAUAGCUGUUGCAAACGCCCAAGAAUUACUGACGAAAAUGACUGAAAAAUGUUUUAAGAAAUGUGUAAAUAAACCAGGAACGUCGUUAGAUAGCUCAGAACAGAAAUGUGUAGCAAUGUGUAUGGACAGGUAUAUGGAUUCCUGGAACAUGAUAUCCAAGGCGUAUGGCUUAAGAAUCCAGAGAGAAAGGGGUCGUAUGUAGUAAUAAAGUGUUCAAAAAAUAGCAUUUCUUGUAUAGACUUUUUUUAAUUCUUGAUCAGACAGGUUCUAUUUUUGUCUGCUCUAGUACAAUUAUAUUUGUUGAAUAAAUAUGUUUUUUCAUAACAUA
Acanthoscelides obtectus is the source of this 496-nucleotide messenger RNA. The record is from the annotation of a GenBank genome assembly. NCBI's taxonomy places the organism in Eukaryota, Metazoa, Arthropoda, Insecta, Coleoptera, Chrysomelidae.